AUGAGCUUCUUAUUUGACCAGAGCUACUACCAGGUCGGCAAGAAUGGCGUCUCGCCGUUCCAAAAUAUGCAUUUUCAUCUGUGUCCAAUCGAAACGCGCGUCGGCGACAAUACGUCUAAUGUAGGUGCGCAUACCUUGGCGGUUCCGCCAUACAAACCGUCGGCGACAACCCCGUCACCGCGUACCGCCAGCUCGUGCAGCAAUACGCGCGGCCGCCGCGUCCGUCGGGAAUUUAACGCGCCGUCAACCGUUAUCGCAUAUAGGCCAAGGACCUCGAGGGCAACACCGUGAGCCCGAAGGCCGCCCAGGCCGAGGCCAACGCCGCCUUCAAAAAGAACCCGCUCAGCGCGUCGCUGUCCGGCCUCUGGCCGCGGCUCAUCGGCGUCUUGCUGAAGCGCGUCCCCAAAUUCGGCUUCCUGCUGGGCUACUCGCACUUUGUGGGCGAGGGCACGCCGGGCUUCGCGGCGGCGACGUGCGCGUCGAUCUGCAGCGCGCCGUUUAUCAAUCCCGUGCGGCUCGUCGAGAAGCAGCAGCGCGCCUACUUUAAGCAGACCGGGACCUCCAAACCCGUCAUGGAAAUCUUGCGCGAGUCGGCCGCGAAGAACUUCGCGCCCCUUUUCCGCGGCACCAUCCCGCUCAUGGGCCACUCGCUCGCGUCGGCGAUGCUCGGCCUCGUCGGCCAGCCGCGGCUGCAAAAGUACGUCCAGAAGCAGGUCGGCGCCACGGGCGCGCUGUCGGGCACGGCGACGAACCUCGUCGCGUCGGCGGUCGUCUCGCCGAUCUACGUCUUCGUCACGAAUCCCCUGUCGAGACUGGAAGUGAUCAUGCAGACGAACUCGCUCAAGGGCAACAGCAUCUCCACGGUGGCGGCGCUCAAGGAGCUCAGUACGGACAUGGCCAAGUUCGGCCUCGCCGGCAUUUUCCGCGGCCAGGGCAUCGGCAUCGCCAAGGCCAUCGUCUCGCUGACGCUCUUCCACGAGGGACGGAUCUUCAUCACGAACCAGUUCAAGCAGCACAACCUGAAGAAGCUCGAACCGUAGAGCGCUCUCCGCCGUACUCGCAGUAGGGUAACUCGCUUCUAACCUCUCUCGGGAUGCCUAAAACAACACCUCUUAUCAA
Pelagomonas calceolata is the source of this 1119-nucleotide messenger RNA. The record is from the annotation of a GenBank genome assembly. Lineage: Eukaryota; Pelagophyceae; Pelagomonadales; Pelagomonadaceae.